AUGAGUGAAGAAAAAGAAGCAGACAUUACUGGUAACAGUGAUAGUGAUAUGAUGACACAGUUGCCAGACCCCAUUUUGGAAAACAUCCUUUUCUUGUUACCAACUGCUGAUGCUGCUGGCAUGAGCACUGUCUCCAAGUAUUGGCUCAACCUAUGGAAUUCAUUCAUCAUAUUGCACUUUUCCUUCCAUGAAAGCACUCAGAAAUUUGAAAACUUUUUGCCUUUGGUUGAAGAUUCUUUGUUCUCUCUACCAUCACCUGCGAAGAAUCCAAUCAUUCACAGCUUUACAUUGAACAUGCACUUUGGCAAAGAAAGACGAAGCCCUUUUGACAUGGAUGGUGUGCGUUACAUCUCCGAAGUAACUGCUAAUGUCAAUGAUUGGAUCGGUUUGGUGCUGAAAUAUUGUGUCAAGCAUCUAAAACUUAUUUUUACAAACAUCCAAUACAAUCUGCCCUCGGAAAUAUUUAUGGCAAAAUCCUUUCUCUCAAUGCAUAUCCAAGGUUGUUCUAUCAUGGGAUACCCAUUUUUUUCCGGUGAUAAUGCACCCUUUAACUGCCUUAGAGAACUGGUUUUGUUGAAGGUUGAAACAAGUAGUAAUAGGAUUCACAAGAUCCUAUCUCACUCCCGCUUGCUUGAGAAAAUUGUUCUCAAAGAUAUUAGUAAAAUGAACUCCCUUAUAAUUUACGACCUUCCCAGGCUUAGUUAUGCUGAAAUUGAUGUAGCACUUGAGGAAAGCCUUGAGAUUGAAGCACCAAAUCUUUGUACCCUCAUCUUACACUUGAAGGGGUCAGUUCAAACUUAUGUUUCUGAUCAUGACUCAGGGUAUGGUAACUAUGGAUUAAAAAAAAUUGUUUUUGAACAUGCCAAGUUGGAGACUGUGGAGCUGCGCUUCAACUCAUGUGCUAGGUUACAGAUUGCUUGUUCUAAUCUUAGAACUUUGUUCUUGUCAAACAAGGGUUUUGACAAUCGACUGGAUGUUGAGGUUGAUGCCCCAAAACUUAAACAGCUCCAUUAUGAAGGUAAUGUUAUUCCAUCUUUUCAUGGUAUGGAAUCUCUUGUAAAGCCAACAGUCACACUCAAACUAGGUAUUGGAGGUCGUCCUGGUUUGGAUGUUGCAGUCAGGAGUUGUAUUGAGAUGUUCAACCAUCCAACAGUGCAUUUAAGUUAUUUUUAUGGCGAGAUUUUCAAAGCACAGGAGAUUCUGUGGCCAGGACAAGUACAACAAGCUGAGGUUACUUCUCCACCACCUAAAAUAAAAUGUCUGAUAUGGUCUAUCAGCCCUUCAACACCACCAUUAGCUUACCAAUUCCUUUUAGAUGGUUCACUUUGCAGCUGUCAUCCGGAAAUCCUACGAGUAGAAGCACAUCCCCUAAAUUGGGAAUUCAUAAGGUUCCUUUCUCAUGAAUUACAUAAUAUAGAAGAAAAUCCAUCCUGCUGUAAAGAUGAACCUAAGUUCAGAUGCUGGAGACAUUACUUAAAGAGUGUUAAUGUUGAGAUUCAAAGCCAUCCUGAAAGUGAAAAGCCAAAGACAUCCAGAGGCAAAGUUUUGACGAAAAUACUGAAGUAUAGUGUGCAGUUUAACAUGAACUGGUCUCGUGAUUAA
Molecule: messenger RNA, 1602 nt
Organism: Sphenostylis stenocarpa
Lineage: Eukaryota; Viridiplantae; Streptophyta; Magnoliopsida; Fabales; Fabaceae
Source: the annotation of a GenBank genome assembly